AUGAUUACCACUAUUGACAAACUCCCUAGAGAGACUCUCUUCUCCAUUGCAAGCGUGGGUGCAAAAGUCAGAGAUGCCAUCUCUAAAUCGCUCUCCAUCGGUCCCGAGCAAUACCUCACCAUCACCGUCCCUGGUACUAAGAUUGAUCUGACGGACUCGGACCACAACCGGUCAUUUCUAUACGAUGAUUCCAAGCAUGGUCUUCCCCCAGCAAAUGUUAGACAAGCUGAGGCCAGCUUAGUUGACGGAAUGAUGCCGAUAGCCAAAUGCGCAGUCGGCAACGAGAGGAAGAGCGUUGCACGUAGUUAUGCUCGCGCCAUUGACAAUUUAAUUCCCGCAAGCCCGACAUUCGCUCCCAGCCCAGGCAUCCCCAGCCAGGGAAAGAUGGACUACGCAAAGUCGAUGGAGUUCCUCAAGCAGAAAGUCCAUGGAACCUCAAAGACUAUCAUGGAGGUUUACCGGGAUAAGGAGAUGACGUGGAACAAACAGCGAGAAAUCUGGGAGAGGGAAAAGCUCAAGGCUAUUCGUGAGGCUCAAGAGGCUUUUGAGGACGGGACCAAGGACUACGCCGAGAAGCGACAAAAAUAUGUCGAGAAUUGGUUCAAGCGCGAUGGCAAGAGCUACAAGGAUGCUAUUCAAGCUGCAUGGAUGGAUUGGGUUGAUACUGGAAAGAAAUAUUCCGUCGAGUUUGCGUUUGGCAUCUUCCAGCUGGAUUCUAUGGCGCUCGUCGAGGGCAGUAAGGAGGCGAUGAGGAACUCUGCGAUGGACAAUCCCAGUGGCGAUGGAGAGGUUUAUGGGGUCAGUCUCACACCUAAAGCUUGGGCCACAUUCUGUAAGGUCAAGGCCGAGGAGUGGCAUCAGCAAAAUGCACCAAGGCCACUGAACAGCAGUGAUAGGUCUGCAUGGAGCAGCAUCACACUGUCCUACUCUGCAUCAGAUAUUCAGUCUCACGGAAGUGGAGCCACUAGCUUUGGUCUCUGGGCCUUGGGUGGUGUAGACUUGCAUCAGGAGCUGCACCAAGAUAUGAGAUCUUGCGAUAUUAGCAUUUCAUUUUCUGCCCUUGUCGUAGACAUUAGCCGCCCGUGGUUACACGGCGAGCUCUUCAGCGACAUUGAUCUCGACGUUCAGAGAGGAGUCGAAAUCAGCCCUGGCCCAAGCCGCAUUCACGAGAUGAUCAAGGACGGAGAAGACGUAAAGAGCGGCGGAUGGGCCUUCCCAGCUUAUCCGACCUCUUUUAUUAUUGCUUCUGAUACAACGAUUGAAUUUAAGGGUGAAGCAAAGGCUAUAGAGGAAUUUUGGGAGCGCGGUAGUGAAGUGGUUGGGUAUGGGCCUUGGUCAGUGUCGGGCAGUGCUGCGGCCGCGCAGACCAGAGUUGAAUCAACUUCAACUGGUUGCAAGAUCAGUCUUGGGGCACCGCAGAUUAUUGGCUGGGUUAACCAAACUGUGCCAUCUCUGCCUCGAUCAUAA
Messenger RNA from Fusarium proliferatum ET1, 1467 nucleotides. RefSeq lists its product as uncharacterized. The transcript is spliced from 2 exons. The record is from RefSeq and is a predicted model, not a curated record. NCBI's taxonomy places the organism in Eukaryota, Fungi, Ascomycota, Sordariomycetes, Hypocreales, Nectriaceae. The coding region runs from base 1 to 1467 and encodes 488 amino acids.